Molecule: messenger RNA, 1950 nt
Organism: Gossypium raimondii (Peruvian cotton)
Lineage: Eukaryota; Viridiplantae; Streptophyta; Magnoliopsida; Malvales; Malvaceae
Product: probable transcription factor PosF21
Exons: 5
Coding region: 451-1647 (398 amino acids)
Biological process (GO): regulation of DNA-templated transcription
Cellular component (GO): nucleus
Molecular function (GO): DNA-binding transcription factor activity
Source: RefSeq, a predicted model, not a curated record
AUCAACUAAGAGUCAAGUCUCUCAGAUCUCUCAUUCUCUAGGAAAUGUAUUUUCCUUCCUGUUCCUUUCCGGCCAUAUUAUUGAUUUCCUUCAAUUUGAUUCCUUUUAUGUAAAAAGCUGGUCGUCCAUUCCUCCCAUUUUCUUUUCCUGUAUUUUAACUGAUUUCUUCUUUUCCUUCAUUUAGUUUGAAGAUCUUGAGUUGGAUUUCUUUUUCCCCUCAAAAUAUUCCUUUUUCAUUUUCUAAACAAAUUUCUUAGCCUGUUUUUACUUUAUUUUUACGCAUUUCCCUUUUAAUUGCUAUUUCCAUUUGUUUUUACACUUAUUCCCCCCCCCUGUAGUAUUUGAUCUUUGUUCUCCUUUGGGUUUUACUUCGGAAAAUCUAAAGAUUAGACUUGAAUUUUAGUUCCUUUUUUUAGGAAAAAAAUCUGGCAAUAUUAUAUUUUUCCUCAAAUGGAAAAGGAUAAAUCCCCUGGCUUACUGCCAACGUCAGGUCGAUUUUCGGGUUUUUCAUCUUCUGGAAUUGCUCCAAACAAUUUCAAUCCGAAAACCGAAACGGGUACUUUCGGUCAAACUUCGGAAAACAAUCAUUUCAGUCAUGAUAUUAGGAAAAUGCCUGAUAAUCCACCAAAGAAAUUAGGCCACCGCCGUGCCCAUUCCGAAAUACUUACUCUUCCUGAUGAUAUUAGCUUCGACAGUGAUACCGGCAUCGUCGGGGCAGCCGACGGGCCUUCGUAUUCGGACGAAGCAGAGGAGGAUUUGUUUUCUAUGUAUCUCGAUAUGGAUAAGUUCAAUUCUUCUUCUGCCACCUCCACGUGUCAGGUUGGCGAGUCGUCCGAAGCGGCUGCUCCGGUGGCUGUCCCAGCGAAGUCGGGUUUGUCGUCUGGGGAAAAUAUUAGUAAUGGUAUUGCGUCUUCAAUGAAGCCUAGAGUAAGGCAUCAACAUAGCCAGUCGAUGGAUGGCUCGACGAGUAUUAAGCCGGAAAUGCUUAUGUCUGGUUCGGAAGAGGUUUCACCUGCUGAUUCUAAGAAAUCUAUGUCCGCUGCUAACCUUGCUGAGCUUGCUCUUAUUGAUCCCAAGCGUGCUAAGAGGGUCUGGGCGAAUAGGCAAUCCGCUGCUAGGUCAAAGGAAAGGAAGAUGAGAUAUAUAGCCGAGCUUGAGCGGAAAGUACAGACACUUCAAACAGAAGCAACAUCACUCUCUGCCCAGCUUACUCUAGUACAGAGAGACACCAAUGGUUUGACUGCUGAAAAUAGUGAGUUGAAACUGCGCUUGCAAGCAAUGGAGCAACAAGUUCACUUGCAAGACGCAUUAAAUGAUGCAAUGAAAGAGGAAAUCCAGCAUCUGAAGAUGCUGACUGUUCAGCCUAUGCCGAAUGGUGGAGGAAUGAUGAACUUUGCAUCUUUUGGAGCUAGUCAGCAGUACUACCCAAAUAACCAUGCCAAGCAUACUCUUCUGGCAGCACAGCAGUUCCAGCAACUUCAGCUUCACUCACAGAAGCAUCAGCAUCAGCAUCAGCAUCAGUUUGCACCAAAUCAACUGCAUCAUCAACAGGAGCAAACAGGGGAGAUGAGAGCUAGAGGUUCAAUGCCUUCCCCCAACCAGAAAGAUUCUUCAUCAGAUGUAAAUUCAACCGCGUCAAAGGAUUAAGGACUGAGAGACCUAUAGGACUGCAGAGAUAAGGUGUUAUCCUUUAAACUCUGGUGUUUGGUACCAUAAGCUGCCGGUCGUUCAGCCUAUACGUUCUAAUUGAGGUAAACCAAAAUGAUACAGGUACUGUAUGCUUUUUUUUUUUUUUUUUUUUUGGUUUUUACCGACAUGUAUCAUUAUUGAUCGAUGUUAAUUAGUAUUGGUGCAUAUAAAUUUGUUUUCUUAAAGAACUUUCAAAAUAUAUAUAUUCAUUAAAUUAAGUUAUUGAACUUAAUUAAUUAUAAUUUACUGUAUUUUCAAUAA